AUGUUGACAAGAGCUAGAGAGACGGGUGGCGGGAUACUGGCUAGAAAGCUCUUUCCCGACAAGGUUAACUACCGCCUCAUUGGGGAGUGGCUGCAACUUUGCCGGUCCGGACAUGUACGGUGCGACUCUCGCGAGGCCGACGAGGGUGAUGGUGGUGUAGGAACCGGCCAGAUCCCCGGGUUCCAAGUCAUCGACUGCACCACGGGAAACAUUGUGUCUUUUGCCUCCCUUUCCGGCGGUACCUCCUGUGGAGAGCAGUCACAGACACCAGAAUACGUCACCCUCAGCUAUGUUUGGGGCCAAGGUCCCUUUGAAGGACCAGUCAAAAUCAAGCCCCCUCCCGGCUCUGGCAUCAGGCAACAACAACGGCUAUCCCUCCCAGACUCCCUACCCCUAACCAUCAGCGACACGAUCCAAGUCGUCCAGCGCCUCGGGUACAGAUACCUCUGGAUCGACCGGUACUGCAUCCCGCAGGACGACCUGCCAGCCAAGCAGAUCCAGAUCGAGAACAUGGGCCGGAUCUACUCCCGCUCCGUGUUAACCAUCAUUGCCGCCGCUGGCGAGGGACCCGAGUAUGGGCUGCCGGGGGUGAGCGAGCGUCGGAGGGCUGAACAGCUUACUGUUCAAGUUGAUGCUGCCCAACAUGAAGGGAAAGGGAUCUCCCUGGUGUUAUACGAAAGGCCGAGAGCCGCCAUCACGAACUCAAAGUGGCAUACCCGCGGCUGGACGUACCAGGAGGGACUCCUGUCUAGGCGGAGGCUGGUGUUUACGGACCAGAUGGUGUAUUUUCAGUGUUAUGAGAUGCAUGGGGACGAGGUUUUGUCGUUGCCGAUUCCUGAUGGACCUAGCGGUGGGCAUGUCUCUGAUGAUGUCAAGGACAAGGACAAGUUUGACGAGAUCCGCUGCCUCUCCCUUGACGACCAAGAGUCCAACUUUGGCUUCAUCUUCCCCCGUCGAAUGACGGAUUGGUCCAACCCCGACACCGUCUGGGAUCGGAUCAAGGAAUUUUGCCAGAGAGAGCUUUCGUUUGAUGCCGACACUCUCGAUGCUGUUGCUGGUAUCUUUGGCAUGUACACAGCGGAGAACCCAAGCAAACACCAAGGGGACGGGACCUCCUUCUUUUACGGCAUGCCCAUUGCUCCUUUCCAGCCGGAGCGGAAUGAAUCAAACCAACAAAGGUUGUGGACUUGUGAGUUGCGGACUUUUUGGGAAACAUAUGAGAACAACGUGCCCGGGAACAACACAGAUCCGAUCCCAAAACUGGAAGUGGAGGAGGUGGAUGUAAAGACUAGUCUCACCUACAAACUAGUCGAAAGCCUCCUCUGGACCGAUUCCUGGUACCACGUACUCAAGCCCGACAAAAUACAACAGCUGUCACAGCAGUUCCGGAGACCGGUAUUCCCCAGCUGGACGUGGGCGGGUUGGAAGACGUGUAUAGUCGAGCGCGACAGAUUGUUUUCCAAAAUGUUCGAUAGCCGCACCAAGAUUCAUGUAGAGUACGAGCUUGAAGCUGCCUCCCCAGCCUCUUCGAGCCCAGGCCUCACACACGCACACGCACAAAAGGCAACAAAAUGGAGGCGACUAGACUGGGAGCGAGAGAACGAAGAGAUCCUGGAGCUGGCACGAAAUGGGGCUUACAAGAUCCCGGCACGUCUGGUUAUCAGGGGAACCGUGCUGGAUAUGAGGCUCAAGUGGCGCGGUGGCGAGGAGAACAACGAGGAGUUGUGGUGGAGGAAGGUUGGGAAGUGGACGGUUACGUGGCCGGAGUUUAUGGAAGGGAAGGAGAUUGAUGUUCCGAGGGGAUUGUUGGAUGAUACCUCGGAACCUGGAGGCCGUAUUAGCAAGGGAGAAGAGGAGGUACAGGCUCUCGCCCUGAUACUAGCAGGACGGGCCUAUUCGGGCGAGGCGAACGGGUCUCUAUUGGCGUUGAUGUUGAGGCCCGUGACGAGGAUGUUGAAUGGACGAUCGGAAACGAUGUAUGAACGUGUACACAAGAUGGAUUUGUAUGUGAGGAAGGAGGAGUACAAAGCUGAGUGGACACCGCUGGCUGGGUUGUUCAGGGAGAUGGAGGUGAGAUUCAUCUCUACAAAAGCAGGCGCAAACCAGGGCAUCGGCUAUGAGACGGCCAAGAAUCUGGUCCAAUCCUCAGCCGAUUACCAUGUCAUUCUCGGCAGCCGCGACAGCAGCAAGGGUGAGGCAGCGGCUCAGGCGCUGCAACAAGCCGACGGCGUAAAGGCAAAGGGCACCGCCUCCUCGGUAUCUCUAGACGUGACGGACGAGGCGUCCAUCGCAGCCGCAGCCGAGCGUGUCGCAGCCGAUUUCGGCAGACUCGACGUGCUGGUGAACAACGCAGGCAUCAUCUCGACGGCCAGCCCGCCCACGGCCCAGGCGCUCCGGCGCGUCCUCGAGACCAACGUGGUCGGCGCUCUGGCCGUGACCGAGGCGUUUCUCGACCUGCUGCGCAAGGCGGAGCACAAGCCGCCGCGCUUGGUCUUUUACUCUGCCAGACUCAAGCCGGAAGGGUUUCUCGUCAUUGGUGCGGAUCCCGGACUCUGCGCCACCAACUUCACGGGUGAUGCUGCGUCGCUGAGGAACAGAGGGGCGGUAGAACCGGCUGACGGAGGGGACCGAGUGGCUGCAGUCAUAAAGGGUGAGAAGGAUGCCGAUGCUGGAAGGGUCAUUGGUGUGUACGGGGUUAGUCCAUGGUAG
Messenger RNA from Neurospora tetraspora, 2709 nucleotides. RefSeq lists its product as uncharacterized. The transcript has 4 exons. NCBI's taxonomy places the organism in Eukaryota, Fungi, Ascomycota, Sordariomycetes, Sordariales, Sordariaceae. Bases 1 to 2709 code for a protein of 902 amino acids. The record is from RefSeq and is a predicted model, not a curated record.